AUGGCUUGGCUGCUCGGCAUCACCUGCAUCCUGGUCUGCUGCCCGGAGCUGCUGCAGGGCAAAGCUUCAGAGUACCAGCUGGAGUCAGAGACCCUGAGCCAAUGUGAGCUGCUGAGGGGAGCGGCUGUUGCCAAGCAACAAAGUGUCAUCCCUCACUGUUCAGAGGAUGGCAGGUUCAGACCUGUGCAGUGUAGUGGGCGGGGUCAGGAGUGUUGGUGCGUUGAUGCUGAAGGUCAAGAGGUCGUCGGGACUCGAACCAACAGCUCUGCGCCUGACGUCGCUCGGUCCUGUGCGUCUCCCUGCCAGCUGCAGUCGGUGCUGCGGUGUUCUCCUUCAGGUGUGUUUGAGGCGGUGCAGUGCGCGUCCAGCAGGGGGCAGUGUUGGUGUGUGGAUCAGGACGGGAUGGAGCUGUACGGGACGCGACAGAGCGGGAGACCUCAGCGCUGUCCUGGCAGCUGUGAGGUGAGGGGGAGGCGGCUCCUCCACGGCUCCGGAUCUCCUUCCCCUCCUCAGUGUGCAGCCGACGGAGGCUUCCUCCCUGUUCAGUGUAAAUUCAUCAACAUGACGGACAGGACAGAGCUGGACCUGCUGCACGCCCUCAACAGGUUCCCAGAAGCCUUUGAGACAUUCAGCAGUUUUAGGAAGUUGUUCCCGAUGGUUUCCUCGUACUGUUUCUGUUCAGACAGUAGAGGCCGAGAGCUGGAGAACACAGGUGUGGAGCUCCUCCUGUCGGAGGUGUACGACUCUGCGUUCUCUGGUCUUCGGUCCGGUCGCUCCUUCUCUCAGACCAACAUCUACAGAGUCCUGCACAGGAGGAUGCUGGGAGUUCGCCUCACCCUCACUGGACACUUCAGAUGUCCCUCUCCCUGUGAGGAGGAGCGGCGGGCAGCGAUGGCGGCGUCCAGUGUGUUUGUCCCGUCCUGUGAGAGCGGAGGCUCCUUCACCUCCACACAGUGUCAGCAGGGGGGGCAGUGCUGGUGUGUGGACCCCACAGGAAGAGAGCUUCCUGGGACACGACAGCACGGAGACGCCCUGGUCUGUGGUUCAGGUCUUGCUGACUGUCCCUCUCAGCGUCGUCUGGCUCUGUCCCGGUUCUUCUCUGGUCCUGUUGCUCCUCCUCUCUUUGAGGCCUCCUCUGGCAGACCUCCAGCCUCCUGUCUCUCCCUGCUCCGGCCUCUUAGAGACCUCCUGCCGGCGGAGGCGGAUCUGAUCUCCUUCCUGUCUCACCUGGUCGAAGUCCUCCAGGGUCUCUUCCCCUCUGUGGGAGGGGCCCUGCAGGCUCUUGCACGCGCCUCCCCCCGUCGCCUCCAGGAGAACCUGUUCGGAGGGAAGUUUCUGAAGAACGCUGCGGCCUUCAACCUCAGCGGGGCGGUGGGACCUCGAGGAGCUCUGGGCCUGGAGCGGCUCUCCUCUCAGAGCGGCCUCCAGAACAACCGGGACCUGGUCCAGACCGUCAGCAGAGCCCUGGAGGAUCCUGCCUUCCUCUCCGCCCUCCGACACACACUGACGGGGCUCAGCGGCUCCGCCUCAGUGCAACAGGUCCUGACUCCUCUGUUUCGUUCCUGCUCUGGUGAGGAAGAGGAGGAGGAUGCAGCGGCCAUCUUUGUUCCCAGCUGCACGUCCAGCGGUGGUUUCCAGGAGGUUCAGUGUCAGGGUGGAGAGUGCUGGUGCGUCGACGCUCAGGGUCUGGAGGUCGCAGGGUCGCGGACCUCGGGUCGUCAGCCUCGCUGUCCGUCCCGCUGUGAGAGAGCGAGAGCGACGGCGCUCAAGGUGAAAGGAAACAUGGCGGCUGGAGCUGAAAUCCACAUCCCAGCAUGCUCGGAGGACGGAGACUUCCUGCCGCUGCAGUGUGUCGGGUCACGCUGCUUCUGUGUGGACGCUGAAGGGAAAACAAUGACUGCAGGGCCAACAGGGGGCGCCAUCAGCUGUCCAGAGAGAAAAACUCAGAAGCUCCAGUCGUCUGCAGGUGGGUGCUCUCAGGUGUUGGCUGAGGUCACGGCGUUCAGAGAGGAGGUGAAGAGCAUCAUCACUCUCUCUAACUCCUCCCACCUGCCACUGGGAUACGGAUUCCUAUUGGCUGAAGGUCUGCGUCUGACGCCCGAGGAGCUGCAAGUCAGCCAAUCAGAGGAGGAGAUGCAAAUUUCUGAUAGCCUGCUGAGCCGAUCCAGAGCUGCUCUGCGAUUGGCCGCUUACUCCACUGUCCAGAUGUUGCUGCCUCCUCGCCGUCGUUCCUACCAGCCGUUCACUCCUCAGUGUGACGCUGACGGACGCUGGCUGCUCACUCAGUGUUACCACAGCACAGGUCAGUGUUGGUGCGUUGAUGAAGAUGGAGAAUACAUCACUGACUCUCUGAGCAGCCGCUCACUCAGCCUGCCCAAAUGUCUGACUCGCUGUCAGAGAGCUCAGGCUCACUCUCUGCUCUCUGGUUGGAUGAAAGGCUCUGACGUCACCACAACCUCACCUUACCUCCCGAAGUGUGAGGAGGAUGGUCGUUACUCUGUGCUGCAGACAGGAGGCGCUGCAGGCUGGUGUGUGAACCCUCUGACCGGAGAGACGUUACAGACGGCAACACCGAGCGCUGCCGGACAGCUGACAUGUCCCAGCUGGUGUGAGCUGCAGGGUCUCCAGUGUCGCCCCGACGGCUCCUUCAUCCCGUUGCAGUGUGAUGUCACUUCCUGUUGGUGUGUCUCUGUGGACGGACAGGAGGUGGGCGGGACCAGGACGCCGCAACAGACGGGACGGACGCCAUCAUGUGAUCGUCCUCUCUGUCCAGACCCUGAUGUUACCCACGGUGCACUGGUCUGCCGCCCGACGGCCGAUGGUCGUCAGAGCUGUGAUCUCGUCUGUCACCGUGGUUACCACAACUCACUUCCUGUCAGCAGCUUCCUGUGUGAGACUGGGAGUCGGCGAUGGGACGGAGAAAACAAACCGCUGAGUGGAGCCUGUCAGAUCUCUCAGCCCCUGCAGUCGGUGUCAUCCUCUCAGCUCUGGUUGUUGUCGUCGUCCUGCUCUCAGAUCAGCAGUUUACAGUCUGUGUUGUUCAGCUCGAUGACCAGCAGGGGGCUCUGCUCCGUACAGCUCCCCGUGUCGGGCCGCUCCGUGUUGGUGUGUGACGACGCGUCGGUGCGUCUGCAGUGUGACGGUGACGAGUCGCUGAAGUUAACAAUCAGAUGGAGCGCCGCCCUCUCUGACCUCCCGACCUCUGACCUCCCCGACCUCCAUGACAUCGGUCUGUUCCUGAACGAGUCCAGACUCCUAGAAGGAGUUCGGAACCUUCUGGGUAAUAUCCAGUCCACGCUCACAUCAGAGCCCAAACUGGUUUCCACGACGACACCAAGCUUUGGCUGUUCCCAUGGUUACCAGCUGGCCAGUGACAGUGAAGGUUGCGUUGUUUGUCCUGCUGGGACUUUCUCCAGGGAGGGGGCGUGUCUUCUGUGUCCUCUGGGAACCUAUCAGGAUGAAGAGGGGCGGGAUUUCUGCAACAAGUGUCCCAAAGGUUCCUCACCUGCUGGAGCGUCAUCUGUCAAUCAGUGUGUGACGGAGUGUCAGAGGCGGGGCCUGCGGUGUUCAGAACGUGGCGACUUCCUGUCAGCGCAGCCUGACUUCCUGUCUGGCAGGUGGAGGUGUUUCAGCAGCGAGGGGGCGGAGCUUGAGUGGACCAUCAGUGACAAACCUCUGACUGACGAGGAGUGCUCAGUUCUCAGCAGGUUUCAGGCUGUUCCUGGAUCAGAUUUGAUUUUUGGAGCUGAAGAUACUGAAGUCUUGAAGACGAUGACCUCUGACCUCAAAACCUGUAUCCAAGCGUGCGCAGCGGAGCCGUCCUGCCACCAUGUGGCGCUGUUCAACACGCAGUGUGAACUGUACAGCACACACACACUGAACACACACUGCAACACCUCCCAGCAGACUAGUGGGUUUCUGGGUAAUCCUCAGGCCGAGCUGUUUGAUUGGCUGAGCUGCUCUCUUAGAGUGAGGGGCGGAGCUUCAGAUAUGCUGGUCAUCAGGAAGAAAGGGGCGGAGUUUUCCUCGCAGCAGCAGCAGCAGAGGUUUGUGAGGAUGAGGAUGAGGAAGGUGAUCUCAGGUGUGUUCAGGACUCAGGUGUUCUCUGGACGGACCUCCCUGUCUGACGCUCAUCGUUUCUGUCAGGACGGCUGCAGCCGCGACACCUGCUGCGACGGAUUCAUCCUCAACCAGAACAGCCUGAACGGAGGUUCUCUGCUCUGUGGUUGGCUGAGAGCUCCGUCGGUCUUAAUGUGUGGUGACCAGGACUGGGACGUGAUUGGACAGGGAACAGCCAAUCGUAUCUGUGGGGCGGAGCUAACCUACAACAAGCAGCAGGGGACCUUCGUGUGGGACUUUGGAGGAGAGACGUUCACCUUCGCUGAUUCAGCUCUGCCUGCCAACAGUAAGAACAAGGACUACCAGGCCUCCAUCGUCAGAUUCCAGGCCGUCUACCUGAACUCUGACCCAGCAGUCGGUUCUGGCUCUUCUUCGUGUGCAGCAGCAGAAGUCAGUCCUCCUCUGGACGGGUCAGUGCAGCAGAAGUUUGAAUCUCUGUCAGAGGACGAUGUCCUCGUGGAUCCUCAGAGGAAUCUCUCCACACUUUCCUUCUGGCUCAACAAGAAGAACUACAACUCCCAGCAGGCACUGCUCUGGUGUCUCUCACGUUGUGACGAGGAGCAGCGCUGCUCUGUCGCCGACCUCAGAGACGCCGACUCAGCAGGUUUCUUCAGCUGCUCCUUGUAUCCCGACAGCAGAGUUUGUGGAGCGUACGACAAACCACUGAGACGACCCUGCCGCCUCCUGCUGGACAGAACGCCCAACAACACCCACAGCAAGAAGGUGGAUCUGUCCGGACCAGUGAAGAGUUUCUACCAGAGAGUUUCCUUCCAGAAGAUGGUUUCGUACUCCGUCCGCAGCCGAGUCAGUCUGAGAGACAACACACCGCUGUCUGAGGGGUUCAUGGAGUGUGAGCGGCGUUGUGAUGAGGAUCCUUGUUGCCGUGGUAUUGGCUUCGUCCAAGACACCAAAUCACCAGGUGGUUCAGACGUGGUGUGUCUGUCUCUGAUUAGUCUCGGGGUUCAGACCUGUGGUGAAGACGACACGACGACCUGGAGGACUCAGGACUGCAGACCAUCUGUAGUGAAGACCACACCAGACCCCUUCGGCUGGUACCAGAAACCUGUGAAUCAGUGGACUUCUUCUCCUGCUCUGUGUCCUCCAUUCAACCUGCCACCAACCAGAGACAACGUGUCUCUGGACGAGUGGCAUCUCCUCCCUAAAUCAUCAGUCCUGGUUGACCCGUCUGUCUCUACGUAUGAUGUCAUCCAUGUAAGCCGUGACAUCAGCACUGACCAGGACAAGACCAGGGACUGGUGUCUCCAUGCUUGCCAGAAGGCGGAGUCUUGUGUCGCCGUGUCACUCCGUGAGACGGAGUCCGCCACUCGCUGUGUCCUGUACCCUGACACGACAGCUUGUGGGUUAAGCUCCGCCCCCGGCUCCUCCAGACCCACCACCUCCUGCAGGCUGGUCAUCAGAGAGCCCGCCCCUCACGUGUACCUGAGGACAGAGCGGUUGCUGCCGGUUACGACCGUCUCCAUCCCAGGUCAUGGGAUCCUGCAGGGUGUUGCCAUGGAAACAGCCCUGGGCUCAGAGCGGAGGACGGUCGUUCAGUUUCUGGGAGUCCCAUACUCCCGUCCACCAAUAGGAUCACUCCGUUUUGAAGAGGCUCAGCCAGCUGAUUGGACAGGAACCUUGGACACCACCAGACCACGUCCCAGUUGUGUCCAGCCAGGAGACGUGGAGUCCUCGUCCUCCAGUGAGGACUGUCUCUACCUGAACGUCUUCGCUCCUGCUGCUGUGAGGGGGCGUGUCCCAGUCCUGGUCUUCUUCUUCAACCCGUCAGCCAAUCAGAAUCCAGGAUUGCUGGAUGGCUCCACCCUCGCUGCUGUGGGCAAUAUCGUCGUGGUAACAGCAAACUACCGGACCGCAGCCCUGGGAUUCCUGAGCACGGGUGAGUCUGGUCUCCGUGGUAACUACGGGCUGUCGGACCAGGAGGCGGUGCUUCACUGGGUUAACGCCCACAUCUCCCUGGUGGGCGGAGACAACAUGAGAGUGACGGUGGGGGCGGAGCGUCGUGGUGCUGACAUCAACAGCCUUCACCUCCUCUCCUCAUCCUCUCCUCCUCUGUUCCAGCGCAUGAUGCUGAUGGGCGGUUCUGUGUUUUCUCCAUCACUGGUUCAGACUCCCUCCUCCUCCAGGCGUCAGGCGCUUGAUCUGGCAAAAGAACUGGGCUGUGUGACCUCUGACCUCGCGGCCUGCCUCAGAGCGACACCUGUUCAUGCUCUCAAUGCUGCUCAGACCAAGCUGUUGGCGCUCAGCGGUCCAUUCAGGUCCUGGUCUCCGGUCCGUCUGUCGGACUCCCUGUCCACCUUCUACAGAGUCGAUCUGCUGCUGGGAACAUCAGAGCACGACGGGCUGAUCGGCCGAGCUCGCAGGAUAAAGGACUUUGAAGCUCUUCAGGGGCGAGCUGAUGGUAAAACGGCGUUUUAUGAGGCGCUGAGUCGCUCGCUGGGCGGAGAGAAAGGAAGUGACAUGCUGAAGGAGGCGGCGGCCUGGUUCUACUCUCUGGAUCACAGUACUUCACCUGCAGGAUACAACCUGUUCUCCAGAGCGCUCAACAACGCCACCAGAGAUCUGUUCAUCGUCUGUCCCACGCUGCAGAUGGCUAGCCACUGGGCUAACAGCAAAGCUAACGUCUUCCUGUAUCACCAGCCCGCCACCAGUGCUUACGACAGGGCCGAUGUGUUUGUUCCUUUGGACGUUCAGCUUGUGUUCGGGACUCCUCAUCAUCCAAUCAGCUCUCAGCGUUUCACCUCCACUGAUCGACGCCUCUCUCUGGCCGUGAUGACCUAUGUCUCCAGCUUCGUCAGGACAGGGAACCCGAACCUGUCCCGGGUGUGGGGGGAGUCAGUUCUGCCCCGCUGGCAGCCAGUCCAGUCCUCUGAGGCCCCGCCCACCUACCUGCAGCUAAGCCCCGCCCUCGUCAAUCAGCAGGGUCUGAGUCAGAGAUCCUGCUCGUUCUGGAGUCACCUGGGACCCAGACUGAUGGGACUGACAGGUGAGUCGGGGGCAGAGCCUGUCCAACCUGCGCUGACCCCUGAGCUCCCAGUGGCCUCACCAUCCAGCCAAUCACAGGCAGAGAAAGACGCCUACAGUUAAACAAAUGACAUCACAGCAUCAAGAAAAACUGUUUUUGUUUCUGUUGAUCCAGUUUCUUCUAAAUCAUCAAUAAAAGCAUCUUAAA
Molecule: messenger RNA, 7306 nt
Organism: Seriola aureovittata
Lineage: Eukaryota; Metazoa; Chordata; Actinopteri; Carangiformes; Carangidae
Gene: tg
Product: thyroglobulin
Exons: 49
Coding region: 1-7221 (2406 amino acids)
Biological process (GO): thyroid hormone generation
Source: RefSeq, a predicted model, not a curated record